AUCUUUGGGCUCUUCGGCUGGAUCCAAGUGCAAAUUUUUGGGCUUUUCAGCUGGAUCUAAGAUAUAAGCUAGAUCCAAAGUGUAAUGUUGCUGGAUCCAAAUUGAUCUUUGGGCUCUUCGGCUGA
Messenger RNA from Funneliformis geosporum, 125 nucleotides. The record is from the annotation of a GenBank genome assembly. Lineage: Eukaryota; Fungi; Glomeromycota; Glomeromycetes; Glomerales; Glomeraceae.